AUGACGACUGCUGACCGGUUUGCUUUGGAAUGGCAGCCUAUACUGGGUGCCGUGCGCCGUCAACUACAGCGGCCGCAACUGGUAUCUGCUUUUGAUGCAUUUAUUCAGGUUCCUGCCAAUCGCUGUGUCUCGGCUAUCGACAAUGGCAUGCUUAUGAAGGCUAUCAGCUUGACCGAAGUGAUCACUGCAUUGAGGGCCUUAAGCGGCACAAAGCAGUGGGAAUGGAUGGACUCAAUAACGAUUUUUAAGGACAAUCAGGAGGUCAUGGCUCCUGCUAUAGUGGCCAUUGGUAACGAGCUACUUCAAGGCGGUCAACCUCCUCCAUCCUUUUAA
Messenger RNA from Peronospora matthiolae, 333 nucleotides. NCBI's taxonomy places the organism in Eukaryota, Oomycota, Peronosporomycetes, Peronosporales, Peronosporaceae. The record is from the annotation of a GenBank genome assembly.